This is a messenger RNA of Porites evermanni, 3551 nucleotides long. Lineage: Eukaryota; Metazoa; Cnidaria; Anthozoa; Scleractinia; Poritidae. The record is from the annotation of a GenBank genome assembly.
AUGGGGCUAAACGUUCUUGAUCACAGCUACGAAGAAAUACUAGAUUCACAGCAAAGACCGUCAGGUGCUGGGCCUGUAAAUGGAAAGUCCUCACGGUAAGCUAAAAUGUUUUUAACAGCCACCAUUCAAAACAGAGAAACGAAUUCGACAAACAUCAAAUUCAAUUCAAAGCGUGAACAUUACGUUUACCGAUAGAUAAUAACGAUACCAAUACAGAAUAAAAUUCAGACCUUUCUCGUUACUAAAGGCAAUCAAGGAGGUCAGAAAAAUUCAUGGCAGCCCACUCAUAUCAAGCUUGAAUCUUCGAUCUUCGAAUAUCGAGACAAAUCGAUCUUUUCAGCUGUGACGUCAAGCAGAGGGAGGAUACCACGUUAUUUGUUUUAUGUUAAUGGACUAUUGGCUGUGUCUUUUACAUUAUUCCACUCACAUGUACCGUGGAUUUCCUAAAAUAGACAAAAAAUACUUCCUUUGAUCCAUAAGUACAUGAACCUUGACAAAGAUCAAAAACAAAGUUUUCCUAUCGCUUGCUCACACUGCACUAUGGGAUUCUUGUUUUCUUCUCAGUGUAUUUUUCAUGUCAACAUUCAUGAAGCAGAUAUUCGAUAAUUCAAAUAUGGCGGCUGCACGAGCAAUUAGAGCUGCAUGGAAUAUGUCAUCUUUGCGAGGUACGAAUCAUCUCAUCAUCCGAAAAUGUAACAUUAAAGACGUUUCAAGUUGCUGCUUUCUUUUUUUCAGGAAACAAACUCAUCUCGUCGACUUUGGGGUCAAGAGUGAGAGCUGCCAGUACCAUCCAUGCUUCUCAGAUCUUGUCGGAUUCCAUCCCAACCCAAAGUGAAGUGGUCAAACCAGGCGAUAUCGGUAAAGUAGCAUUUGAAUGUUCUUAUGGUGAUGAAUUUUUUGUUAGUUCUUAAAAGCACUUUAAUAAACACAUGGAAAAUACCCACAUGUAUGUAUAUUUAACAAUUAUUCGAGCUCGGGUUUACCCGAGUGAGUCAAUAGCCCAUGAGGCCGAAGGCCGAAUGGGCUAUUGACUCAGAGGCCAUGAGGGCGAGAGGAAUAUUUGUUUUAGUAAAAUCCAACUAGUUGGUCAAAAAUAUCGAGAAUAAGAAAAUUUUGGCUAGUUAAAGCUAGACUUAAAUCCUUUUUGCCGCCAAAAAGCCCGCGCUUUCGCUACUUGUGGGCUAUAACAAAUAGCCUUGUAGUAGCUCAACCAAUCAGAAUGCAGCAUUGAUAAUAGACCACUAGCUGGAUUUUACUAAUAGUGUUUCGUAUGAGAAAGUGUUGCGAUAGCAUCUACAGGGGGAUCAUGUGUCUUAUAGGGCUUCGGUAUAUUGGCUGACAACUUUGUCGACUUUCGGUCGACAUAUCAGUUGCUAUAUUUUUAGAUUGGUUGACUGUCAUUCGACACGUCAGUCAAUAUAUCAACCCACUCUCGACUGAUAUGUUGACUGACAGAUGACCAAGAUGUCAGCCAAUAUAUGGAAAUAGCUGUGAUUUGGUAACUGACCAAUCUGGCAUUAGCUACAGCCAUUAUGUGUAAUGAUCAAUAGUGUCCACUGCAUGUCAGUUGAAACGGAAAGGCCUUGAGGAUGAGAUACACCACCAAUACCUUACUGAUACUUGACUGACGGCUGACCAAUUCAUUGCCGACACGCUACUAAUACCAUAGUCACCUAGCAACCAACUCUUGACCAAUAUAUCGACCAUUAGUUGAAUGAGAUAUCAGUCGACACUCCCCAUAAGGCACAUGAUCCCUAUAUUGUAGGUACAGUGAUUGUCCCUAGGGUCCCUAGAGUAACUGCUUGAAACACUUGACUAAAACUCAACUUUCUAUCUAGAACCUGUUGACAUACACACAACAAAAAACAUUUUGGAGCAUCCUGAUUUCUUUGAAGUGCAUAAACUUUUUACAAUGAAAGAUCUCUUUGAUGCUAAACUACACCUUGGCCACCAUGAAGGCUGUUGGCAUCCCUUGAUGAAGCGCUAUCUCUAUGGAACAAGGGAACAUCAUCAUAUUAUUGAUCUCAACCAUACAGUAGAACAUCUGAGAGUAAGUAAAUACUGUCCAAUAGACAACAAUAUUGUUCCUUCUGUGACACUAUUGACCUUUUGUGGGGAUUAUUAUAUUAAUCAGUUGAUUGCCACCAGUGAUGAUCUGACACAGUGAUUAUUCAGGAUGGAGGAAGGAUCACUUUAGACAACAUUAAUUUUCAUAUGCUGUGCAUUUUAGGGUUGCUUUUCUGUAUUUUUUGGUUAGUUUGGGAAUUAACGUGCUAGGAUUCUAGGUCACUCUUGAUGUCGUACAAACAUUCUAACAUGCUAUCCUAAAACACUUAUGUACUAUAGACACACAUAAACAAAAGAAACUCAACUAACAUAAUGGAAACGCAUUGUCGAACUUUGUAGAUUUAUUACCACCUGCACCAUAAGAGCGUACUUAUGUAACAAGGCACGAACAAGGUACAUUUAGUACUACCACCAUACAAGUGUACUAACAUACCAACAUGUAAGAAAAAGGUAAAAAGUAUUACCCUUUGACAAAAUGCUGGUAUUCUCAAACCCAAAACGGGCAUGUACUAAAAAGUUUGAAAAGUUGUGGAACAAAUUUGAGCAAGUUCAGUUGAAGUGCUUAAGUAGCUUUCAGUGCUUUCACUGAACGCCAAGCAUCAGUUGCUUCUCUCGGGCUGCUGUUGCCUCUACUAAAAAAAUAGGCCUGGACUAUAACAUUAUGAUCAAACCAAUUUUAGAAGGAUUUGUAUUGAGUCACCAGAACAAAGCAGUGUUUAUAUCUUUUGACCAAGUUACUUCCACUAACAGGCUGAUUUUUGGCAAGGGGGCUUUUUUCAUCAUCUCCUUUCUGAUUAUGCUAACCAAGUCCAUAAUUUAUCAAAUUUGAUUUUUUAUAAUUUUUUUCUUUUUCCUUUAAAGUCUGACUCAACAGUUUGCAUUUAGUGGAUCCUUUUCCUGGAAUGAAUGAAACUUGUUUUAUAAAAAGUGACACCUCAUAUCAUGGAAAAUUAUCUAGUUUUUUGCUUUUCUUCCAGCUGGCCUUGAAUGUCUUGUCUCACAUUGCUUACAGAGGGGGAAUAAUUCUGUUUGUUUCUACCCAUCCACAAUUUGAAGAACUGACACAGCGCACUGCUAGAGAGUGUGGCGAGUACUUCAUCACUCGAAGAUGGCGAGGAGGAACUCUGACUAACUCCAUGAUGCUUACAGGAAUGACUAGAGUUGCAGAUCUUAUUAUAUUUUUACAUUUACCUUCGUUGGGAAGAAAUAUGUUAGCAGUAAAAGAAGCGGCUCAAGCAAAUGUUCCAAUUAUUGGAAUUGUGGACAGUGACUGUAAUCCUAAUCUUAUAAUGUACCCUAUACCUGGAAAUGACGAUUCUCCUUCUGCAGUUGAACUGUACUGUAAUUUGUUUAAGAAGGCAGUGUUAAGAGCAAAGGAGGUAAGAAUGGAAAGGCGUUCAAGACGCAAGGAAGAAAAAAUGGAGGAAGACUUCCAGCUGUAUGAAGAGAUAGAAGAAGAGGAAAAAGAUGAAUCGAGCUUGUGA